This is a messenger RNA of Symbiodinium sp. CCMP2456, 369 nucleotides long. The record is from the annotation of a GenBank genome assembly. Lineage: Eukaryota; Dinophyceae; Suessiales; Symbiodiniaceae.
AUGAGCAGCGCUUCGGCCAUCAGCUCGUCGUCUCUGUUUGCGGUGCCUGCUGCAGCAGCGAGGCCUCGCAGGACGGGGACCGUGCUGUUUUGGCUCCUUCCAGUUGUGCUCGCUUGGGUGCACUGGGAGUCUUAUCACCUGGCUGCGCACGUCGACGACGAACUCGAGGAGCUUUCACCCCAGAGUUUGAAUUCGCCUGGGAACUUCUCCAACGUGCUGGCAUCCGUCGGUGCUGAGUCCAUUCGCAUGAAGCUCCUGGCUGGGGAUAUGUUUGCGGCUUCCUGCGUGCGAGCAUCUAUGCGGCAGACCCAUUCGCACUUGCCCUCGCCUUCCAUGUGUUUGAGAAGUGCUUCAAACUCGAGCGAGUGA